UUUCAUAGAGGGCGUAAAAGGAAGCUUUGUGUGAUACAAAUGUUCUAAUUGUUCUACAGAGCUAAUCAAAAUGGAGACCCAGCAACUAAGUCUACCAGCUAUUAAUUUAUUUAAUACAUUGUUAAUACAUAUUUGGGAAAUUUUACUUCAUGACUAGACCUAAAUAUUUAAUUAUAAUAGGCCUAGGAUAUCCAGUGCAAUGUGGAAAACAUGCAUCACUGGUGCACUCACUUACUUGAAACCUCUCAGUAUUGAUGUUCACCUUGUACAGCAAACACUUGUCUUAUCUGGACAACAGGUUAGAGGCCAAUGCAUUUGCGCCAUUUUGGAUGAUGGCAUCUGAUCAGCUGAAUGGAUCACAUGAUUUUUCAAGUGUGAAAUCAAACCUGAGUGAAAGACAUUUGUAGGUUACAUUUGAAUACAUGUAAAAAUGUAUAUGGCAGAGGAAUAAACAAUGUUGACAGGUUUGUGUUGACAAUCUAAAGAUUGUUAAAUAUUAGCCUACUGUAGCCUUAUUCAUUUCCUCUUUGAUAUAGGCUAUAAAUCACAUUAAACAUUACCAUUGUGUUUACUGACUAGAAACAAUUUUCUAUGCAUAUUUACAGUAUUUGUAAAUAGGGGAACAUUGCAUUUAGCCUUCUUCAAUGAAGCUGCUUGUGAGGGAGUGGGUCGCUGUUGUUGCCGUGCCUGACUGCCUCACCUUCCCCCAUCCGCGAGACCAGUGCACAACUGUGUACAUCAUUUUAGCGUAAUGGCAAAUGAAUCUUUUGAAAAUGAGGGAGGUACCGGUUCGAGAAACUCAAGAAAUACAAAUUUCACAUCAUCUGUGGAUCUCAGCACGUCCUUAGAUUCAAGUGUUCAGACUCGAAUAUUUAAAAUAAUUGUAAUCGGGGAUUCAAAUGUAGGGAAGACCUGCUUAACCUUCCGCUUCACUGGGGGAAGCUUUCCCGAGAAGACGGAGGCGACAAUCGGUGUUGAUUUCAGAGAGAAAGCAGUGGAAAUAGAGGGCGAAAAAAUCAAGGUUCAGGUGUGGGACACUGCAGGACAGGAGCGCUUCAGGAAGAGCAUGGUAGAACACUACUACCGCAAUGUGCACGCUGUCGUUUUCGUUUACGACGUCACCAAGAUGGCCUCAUUCCAGAACCUGAAGACGUGGAUCCAGGAGUGCAACGGGCACCGUGUCUCACCCACUGUGCCUCGGGUACUGGUGGGUAACAAGUGUGACCUGGUUAGUCAUAUCCAAGUACCCUCCAACACUGCCCUCAAGUUUGCAGACGCCCACAACAUGCUGCUGUUUGAGACCUCGGCGAAGGACCCCAAGGAGAGCCAAAAUGUGGACUCCAUUUUCAUGUGCCUGGCAUGUCGGCUGAAAGCCCAGAAGUCCCUGCUGUACAGGGAUGUUGAGAGGGAGGAUGGAAGGGUUAGGCUUUCACAAGAGACAGAUGUUAACAAGAGUAACUGCCCUUGUUGAGGCUCCUCCACUCUGCAAUGAUUCCUCAUCUCCUUUUAAUACUGCUGUGACUUGAAUUGAACAAUUUAACAUAAACAACGUAAGGCGAAGAUACUGUUCUAAUGUUAACAUUUCUUGAAAGAAUGUGCCUGCAGUUAUUUCAAUUUUUCUUCUUAAAAAUUAUAAUACUGUUUUGCUGUCUGUCUGUCUGCCCCUCUCUUGUUUUACUCUCUUUCUUUGAUAUGUUAUCAUUAUCACAUUCUGUAAUAAUGGCCUUAAGACAAGAGAGGUCAUCCAGUGGUGUUUGUAAAGUAUGUUUAUUUAUUUUGUAUUUGAGUUGUACAUGUCUGCUGUCAGUAUUAUCAUGUAUGUACAUGUCUGCUGUCGGUAUUAUCAUGUCUGUACAUGUUUGCUGUCAGUAUUAUUGUUUCAUGCAAUAUACUUGUGUGUAACAUGAUUGUCACAAUCUCACAAAGGGACUUUCAUAAAGACUAUUUGGGCUUCACACUGACGUACUGUAUAUGUGCUGCAAUCGUUUUACAUUUGUUGAGUAUAUUGUUUGUGUUUUUUAACUAUAUUUGAAGACAUAUCCACUAAUAAUCCUUCACAUUGAAUUGUCAUAACCAUAAUGCAGAGGAUGGGGAGGCAACGAUGAUGGUUAGCCCAAUACCCUCCCGCCGCCCCACCAGGGGUUUCUCUGGGUUCAGGUCUGCUAUUGCUGCUUUCUGUUUUCUCUCCAUUGAUCAUCAUCAUAUUUCUGAUCGUCAUCAAAACAUGCAAUUUGUGACCGUUUCCUGUCUUUGCCUCAAAAUUAAAUAUUCAACAAAUA
Salmo salar (Atlantic salmon) is the source of this 2279-nucleotide messenger RNA. RefSeq names its product RAB33A, member RAS oncogene family (gene rab33a). The record is from RefSeq and is a predicted model, not a curated record. Gene Ontology annotation, biological process: Rab protein signal transduction. Lineage: Eukaryota; Metazoa; Chordata; Actinopteri; Salmoniformes; Salmonidae. Gene Ontology annotation, molecular function: GTP binding; GTPase activity.